Rhinopithecus roxellana (golden snub-nosed monkey) is the source of this 3355-nucleotide messenger RNA. It is a transcript of the gene BZW1, whose product is annotated as basic leucine zipper and W2 domains 1. Bases 448 to 1707 code for a protein of 419 amino acids. Gene Ontology annotation, molecular function: protein binding. Gene Ontology annotation, cellular component: membrane; cytoplasm. The record is from RefSeq and is a predicted model, not a curated record. Lineage: Eukaryota; Metazoa; Chordata; Mammalia; Primates; Cercopithecidae. The transcript is spliced from 12 exons.
AGCGGGGAGUGACUCCAGGAGGACGCGUCCAACUUCGAGACCGGCGGGGGCCGGCUCCGCUCUUCCAACCCCUCAGUGUGUUAAGAGGGCGGACGACGCAGCAGCGGAAGAAAAAUAAGCUAGUCUAGGACACGUGUCCAGGAGACGUGGAACCCAGUAAGGAAAUAAAGAAGCCUUGAAACGUCUCUCCCGUCCCCUCUCCGGGUCCCUCACCCUAAUUCGCGCGGAAUGGAAAAGGCGGAAGCGACAGGCCACGAUCAAGGCGGGGCCGGGCGGGAGGGGGGAAGGGAAAGAAAUCUCGCGAUAUGAGAGCGGUCCGGGCGGGGGUGGCACCUCUCUCUCCUCCUCCUGGCGUUAGUUCCGGUCGCAGAGGAGACGCCGCCGCAGUUGCCGCUACAUCGGGGAUUUCUGGCUCUUUCCUCUUCGCCUUAAAUUCGGGUGUCUUUUAUGAAUAAUCAAAAGCAGCAAAAGCCAACGCUAUCAGGCCAGCGUUUUAAAACUAGAAAAAGAGAUGAAAAAGAGAGGUUUGACCCUACUCAGUUUCAAGACUGUAUUAUUCAAGGCUUAACUGAAACCGGUACUGAUUUGGAAGCAGUAGCUAAGUUUCUUGAUGCUUCUGGAGCAAAACUUGAUUACCGUCGAUAUGCAGAAACACUCUUUGACAUUCUGGUGGCUGGUGGAAUGCUGGCUCCAGGUGGUACACUGGCAGAUGACAUGAUGCGUACAGAUGUCUGCGUGUUUGCAGCCCAAGAAGACCUAGAGACCAUGCAAGCAUUUGCUCAGGUUUUUAACAAGUUAAUCAGGCGCUACAAAUACCUGGAGAAAGGUUUUGAAGAUGAAGUAAAAAAGCUGCUGCUGUUCUUAAAGGGUUUUUCAGAGUCGGAGAGGAACAAGCUGGCUAUGUUGACUGGUGUUCUUCUGGCUAAUGGAACACUUAAUGCAUCCAUUCUUAAUAGCCUUUAUAAUGAGAAUUUGGUUAAAGAAGGGGUUUCAGCAGCUUUUGCUGUAAAGCUCUUUAAAUCAUGGAUAAACGAAAAAGAUAUCAAUGCAGUAGCUGCAAGCCUUCGGAAAGUCAGCAUGGAUAACAGACUGAUGGAACUCUUUCCUGCCAAUAAGCAAAGUGUUGAACACUUUACAAAGUAUUUUACUGAGGCAGGCUUGAAAGAACUUUCAGAAUAUGUUCGGAAUCAGCAAACCAUCGGAGCUCGUAAGGAGCUCCAGAAAGAACUUCAAGAACAGAUGUCCCGUGGUGAUCCAUUUAAGGAUAUAAUUCUAUAUGUCAAGGAGGAGAUGAAAAAAAACAACAUCCCAGAACCAGUUGUCAUCGGAAUAGUCUGGUCAAGUGUAAUGAGCACUGUGGAAUGGAACAAAAAAGAGGAGCUUGUAGCAGAGCAAGCCAUCAAGCACUUGAAGCAAUACAGCCCUCUACUUGCUGCCUUUACUACUCAAGGUCAGUCUGAGCUGACUCUGUUACUGAAGAUUCAGGAGUAUUGCUAUGACAACAUUCAUUUCAUGAAAGCCUUCCAGAAAAUAGUGGUGCUUUUUUAUAAAGCUGAGGUCCUGAGUGAAGAGCCCAUUUUGAAGUGGUACAAAGAUGCACAUGUUGCGAAGGGGAAGAGUGUUUUCCUUGAGCAAAUGAAAAAGUUUGUAGAAUGGCUCAAAAAUGCAGAAGAAGAAUCUGAAUCUGAAACUGAAGAAGGUGACUGAAUUUUGAGACUACACCCUCAGUAAAGCAAACAGGAGUUGUAGAUAAAAUGUCAUGUCUCAUGUGUCCUGGUUCUUACAUCUUCCUACCUCCCUGUAUCAAGCAUGAUAUAAGGGCUUUCAUGGCAAAUUUUAUUUUAACUGUUUCUAUGGUUGCUGGAAAUGUUGGGUUUAGUUUGUAAAACCAUGUUUUAAGUAGCUACAGGAGCUAUAGAUUUGAAUCUAAUGUUGCAUUAGUCUUUUCAGUUAUCUUCUACCUCCUGUAUUUUCUACUGUAAUAAUGUAAUUUAAGGACUUCCACAAUGAACAGUUCACUUUAUUCCCUGGGUUUUCUAUAAACAGUUUUCAAGAUAUGAUUUGGUUAAAAAAUAAUUUGUUAUAAAAAUUCUGUUUGCAAAUUAAACUGGAAAAGUAUCCAAAGUCUCAAAAGGCAAUGAUUUGUGUGAUAAUAUGGCAUGCCCGGAGCCCUACUCAUCAAUGAAAAACCCAUAUGUAAUAAUCGAAUUCAUUUAACAUGAAUCUUGAGUAUGUGGACCAUUGCUUGCAUGUUAACUUUUUUUUUUUUUUUUUUUUUUUUUUUUUGCAUUUUUAACUCCAGAUGUCCUAAAGCUCAAUUGUUUGCUCUCUGGUUUUCAUCCUUAGAGAAGCCAUGGAGGACAGACUUGAGAAGUUUAGGAAAUCAUAAUGGGAAGAAGAAAGUUGAGCUUUUUGCCCUUGAGAAACUUACGCAUUUAGUUUGUAUCUUUCCAGGCAAAACAAAUGGAUAUUCUUUUCAUACAACCAUUUUCAAAUGAACCUUAGAAAAGUCUUAACAUUUAAGGUAUUUUAUGCCCAGAAUACACUUAGAUUGAUAGGAAAGAACUCAUAACGGAGUUUGAGUGAAGAAAAUGACUGAUGUACUAAACCCAGUAGAAAUUGUUGAAAAUGUUAAAGAUCAGCAUGUUCUAAUUGGGAAUCUAGAUAUAGCUUAGAUUUCCUAUUGUCUUAGAGUAUUUGCUAUAACAAAUGAAGUGCAAUGACAAUUAUAUAUUCCUACUCGGUCAUACUGGACUGGCUUCGUUCUCUUAACAUACUCAGUAAUGACUCAAGCCUCUGGCUAUGAACAUACCCUUGUUGCCAUUUUUUAAUUGCCAUGAGCCAGAUACUUCUUGGUAUACAAUUGAUCCAUUUAUUUUAAUGGCUGCCUUUUCAUUUUCAUCUUUUCUUGCUGCUACCCAUCUAUGUAUGUAGUCAUUGGGGGGGAAAUGUAGCCACAUUUUUUAUGGGAAGACUUUGUGUUAAAAGGGAACAUUUUGAAGGUUUUAACUGGUGAAACUAGCCUGGAAUAAUGCUACCAGAGACUGAGUGGAAAUCUCCCCUUUUGAAGGUGCCAUUCUUAUGAGCCAAAAGUUUGUCAUUUAAAAGUUCAUUUUGAGGGAGUAACAUGUAAUAUAAUUUGAAAUAAAGGUAUAGAACCUUAAAAAGAAUAUUAUAACUGAUUGUUGUGAAUGGGGUGAAUUUGUUAAAUGAAUAACUUUGAUAAAGUUUUUCAUGCACAGACAAAAUGUAUUCACUAGAUUUCUACGUAGUGAUCUGCUUUUACUUUGUAAUUUGUAGUUCUCAAAAGACUUUUUUUUUAAAAAAUAAAGUCCAUACUUACACUUAGGCUUUA